Messenger RNA from Fusarium vanettenii 77-13-4, 1886 nucleotides. RefSeq lists its product as uncharacterized. Gene Ontology annotation, biological process: G protein-coupled receptor signaling pathway. NCBI's taxonomy places the organism in Eukaryota, Fungi, Ascomycota, Sordariomycetes, Hypocreales, Nectriaceae. The record is from RefSeq and is a predicted model, not a curated record. Gene Ontology annotation, cellular component: heterotrimeric G-protein complex. The transcript is spliced from 4 exons. Gene Ontology annotation, molecular function: G protein-coupled receptor binding; GTPase activity; GTP binding. Bases 272 to 1333 code for a protein of 353 amino acids.
GCCUCGCCUUCGCUUUGUCUCGCUUCUUCCUCUCAUCUCUUUCCUCUUUCUUUUCCUCCCUAUACCCUUCGCAUCUUGUUGCAUCGCCCACCAGUCGUUCCUUUAACCACGACUCGCGAGCAUCGUUAUCACUGACAUCGGCCGUCCCAGCCAGACCAGCGCGAUCCCGACGACCAACGUAAACACCGCGUCGUCUCGUCUCGCACCGUUUCAUCUCAUCAGUCAAGCAUUUGUUUAGCAUCGUCGAGGCGACAGCCACACCACAUUCACAAUGGGUUGCGGAAUGAGCACAGAGGAGAAGGAGGGCAAGGCCCGGAACGAGGAGAUUGAGAACCAGCUCAAGAGAGAUAAGAUGAUGCAGCGAAACGAGAUCAAGAUGCUUCUUCUCGGUGCCGGUGAAUCCGGAAAGUCUACCAUUCUCAAGCAGAUGAAGCUCAUCCACGAGGGUGGCUACUCGCGUGAUGAGCGAGAAUCCUUCAAGGAGAUCAUCUUCAGCAACACCGUCCAGUCAAUGCGCGUUAUCCUCGAGGCCAUGGAGUCGCUCGAGCUUCCUCUCGAGGACCAGCGCAUGGAGUACCACGUCCAGACCAUCUUCAUGCAGCCCGCUCAGAUCGAGGGCGACGUUCUCCCCCCAGAGGUUGGCAGCGCCAUCGAGGCUCUGUGGAAGGAUCGUGGUGUGCAAGAGUGCUUUAAGCGAUCGCGAGAGUAUCAGCUGAACGACUCGGCUCGAUACUACUUUGAUAACAUCGCGCGAAUUGCGGCUCCCGACUACAUGCCUAAUGAUCAGGAUGUCCUCCGGUCGCGUGUCAAGACCACUGGUAUCACCGAGACCACUUUCAUUAUCGGUGAUCUCACCUACAGAAUGUUCGACGUCGGUGGUCAAAGAUCCGAGCGAAAGAAGUGGAUUCACUGCUUCGAGAACGUUACCACCAUCCUCUUCCUCGUCGCCAUCUCCGAGUACGAUCAGCUUCUGUUCGAAGAUGAGACAGUCAACCGAAUGCAGGAGGCCCUCACCCUGUUCGACUCCAUCUGCAACUCGAGGUGGUUCAUCAAGACCUCCAUUAUCCUGUUCCUCAACAAGAUCGAUCGCUUCAAGGAGAAGCUGCCUGUCAGCCCCAUGAAGAACUACUUCCCCGAUUACGAGGGUGGCGACGACUACGCUGCGGCGUGCGACUACAUCCUGAACCGUUUCGUCAGCUUGAACCAGCACGAGACCAAGCAGAUCUACACUCACUUUACCUGCGCAACCGAUACCACCCAGAUCCGCUUCGUCAUGGCUGCUGUCAAUGACAUCAUCAUCCAGGAGAACCUUCGUCUCUGCGGUCUCAUCUAAAUGAUUUAUUUUUCUUGCUGUCACAAAAACACGAAUACCCUCGAUCUUAAUAACGACACUGCUUAGAUGGGCCACGGGGACAUGGCUCACGAUUUCUUCACUGUACUCGUCAUACCAUUGGGCCGGAAGCUCGGGCAGACGGCGCGACCUUGGUCGACGCUUGUUUCUUAUCGCCCCAACCAUCACGCCAGAUAUAGUACUUUUUUGGCUGCGCCCCAGGUCGACCUUGGUUCCCUUUCUUUGUAAGGAUUUUGCGGGCUGAUGGAUGGGAGUUGCUUUGUACCACAAAACGUCUUUUUUUUUUUAUUAGGGAGAAAGAAUUGAAGACCGCUGGACCACAGAAGAUGGGGCCGCGAAGGCCAGUGGACACGGCCGCCCACGGACUGCCGAGGGAGAUGAAGCGAGUGAUGGAGUGAGGGAUGAAAGGGGGGGCCGCCAGAGAAGCAUGAAGGACGAUAAAGAACUGAUGGGGCCUCUAUUUGCAUCUGAUCAGUAUGGGCGAGGGAGGAUGGUGGUCAUCUACUUUGUUUAAUUACGAAACUCUUUUCCUACC